Messenger RNA from Coregonus clupeaformis (lake whitefish), 1229 nucleotides. Its product is annotated as neurturin-like. The record is from RefSeq and is a predicted model, not a curated record. Bases 127 to 915 code for a protein of 262 amino acids. The transcript is spliced from 3 exons. Gene Ontology annotation, molecular function: glial cell-derived neurotrophic factor receptor binding; growth factor activity; receptor tyrosine kinase binding. Lineage: Eukaryota; Metazoa; Chordata; Actinopteri; Salmoniformes; Salmonidae.
CUAGCCCUUACCUUACCUCAUGCCUUCUGAUGCUCAACAUACAGGGAAAACAGGGACAGGGAAGACAGGGCUUUUCACUGCAACACGGAAGUAAAAACAAGUUUCAAUGCUCCUCCACUUUCUAAGAUGAAGUUAUGGAAAGGUGCCACUUUUGUCUUCAUGUUCUGUGGUGCGUUACAGUCCCUCCACCUUACUAGAAACAUCAUGGCUACUGCUGGACCUUCAUCAUCAUCGUCGUUGUCAUUGUCAUCAAAAUCAUCAUCAAAACCACAGUCGCUAUCAGUGACAAAGCAAAUACCACCACCACCGUUGUCAUCAUCAUCAUCACCAUCAUCAUCACCACUAUCAUCAUCAUCUUCCUCGUCGUCCUGGAUGAAGGCUGGUCUCCACAGAACAGUGCGGGCGGUAGACACCAUCAGCUCUCUCUCCCAGUUGUCCCACCUGCUCCAGAGCUUCACCGAGGGAGAGCUGAAGAAGGUGAUCGGUACUCUGAUGGACAGGAGUAGCAGGAGCAGGAGGAGGAGCGGCAAGAGCAGCAGGGAGGAGUUUCUGGAGAAGAGCCAGGAGAGCACCCAGAGGACUAAGAGAGCUAAGAGGAGGAGGAGGAGGUUAAAGCCGUGCUCUCUGCAGGAGGUGGAGGUGACGGUGGGAGAGCUGGGGCUGGGCUAUGACAGCGACGAGACUCUCCUCUUCAGGUAUUGCAGCGGCAGGUGCACCGCGCACCGACGCAACUAUGACAUCACCCUGGAACACAUGAGGAGGGCGGGGCUCAUUAAAAAGGGGAGGAGAGACAAGGUGCUGUACAGCCCGUGCUGUCAGCCAAUCACGUACGAAAAGGAUAUCUCCUUCCUGGAUAACAACAGUAGGUACCACACGGUGCAGGAAGUGUCGGCUCAGGAGUGUGGAUGCGCCUGACCAUGGGGAGGGGUGUAUUGAACAUUGAAUAACGACCACAUCCACUGAACCACCUGCUACUGUGAUGCGCUCUGUCUGUCCCCAUGAAUACAGGGUACUGGGAUGACAGCAUAAGAGGAUGAUGUCUCGGUGUGGAUACUUUUCAGGAGGGUGCAGCGUAAUGAAUGUAUAUGAAUAGACAAAGUCAUCAGCCACGUGACACCAUUCAUUCCUAUGUGAAAACUCAAUAGCGCAUUGAAGCCAAAUGAAGUCGGUUAAGAUUGCGUCUCAUGGAUACAUGACAUGCGCAGUUUGAGCUACUCCAGGAAGUGAUG